Messenger RNA from Cokeromyces recurvatus, 4234 nucleotides. RefSeq names its product chitin synthase-domain-containing protein. The record is from RefSeq and is a predicted model, not a curated record. Lineage: Eukaryota; Fungi; Mucoromycota; Mucoromycetes; Mucorales; Mucoraceae. Bases 70 to 4128 code for a protein of 1352 amino acids. Gene Ontology annotation, cellular component: cell periphery; cell septum. The transcript has 3 exons. Gene Ontology annotation, molecular function: chitin synthase activity.
GUUCAUUUUUAUUGAUUAAAAAAGAAAAGAAAAGAAAGAAAAGGAAAAAAAAAAAACAACUCCAUAUAUAUGGUAAAAGCCGACUCAAGACGACAACCCUCUUGUCGACGUAUAGUUUGGAUCGCAUAUACUAAAAUAUGUACAUUAUUUAUUCCGGAUACAUUACUGAUUUAUUUAUCAAAUGGACGUCUCACAACAAAAGCAAGGCGAGAAGCUUGGAGAGAAAAGUUUACUUUGUUCUUAACUUAUCUAUUAAUCGGAGGCCUAUUUGGCUUUUGGUUAGAAUACAUUACAACUUUAUUUUGUGAUCCUCCAGCAACUUACGAUUAUUUUGAAGUUUAUGCAAAUAAUUCUAAAAUGUCUACUAUUAAUGGUGAAGUUGUCAACUGGCAUCAUCUAGGGAAUAUUUCGGAAAUGACCGAACAAGUCAAUAAAUAUCCUCAUUACGAUCUAUCACCCAUGUUCCCUUUAUUUAUGCAAUUAAAACGUCCAGCUAAUCAAGAUUAUUAUGACAAUCAAGUCAUUAAUAGAUGCAUUAAUGGAUUCAACCGUUCUUAUCAAGCAGAUAAUUGGUUACAGUAUAAACUUACUCACGAUUCUGGCUAUUUAUACAAAGAUAAUCAACUUAUUAGCUGUCCACUUCCGACUCAACGUAAUAAAACUGGUGCACCUUGCUUUUAUUCUUUAAAUAAUCAGCUAGAAUAUGAAAAAUAUGGAACAAAAGGAGCUCUUAAAUUUAAUGCUCCUUUUGUAUAUUCGAAUUUUUCUACAUUACCUGGCAAGCAUGAUUUCAAUGACCAAGCAUUUGUCAUAUUAGAUAAUAAAGUAUUAGAUGUAACGGGUUAUCUAGAAGCAGCUACAAAUAUAGUGCAGUUAUCACAAGGCGUCUAUUCUCGUUCAUUUGCACUUGAUCGUAUGUUUUUACCACUUGAAUUGACUAUCCUUUUAUUUAUUCAUUUGGGUGAAGAUAUUACAUCCGCUUUUUAUUCUGAAAUAGAAUAUGCAAAUGACAUCAAAGAAUGCCUUUAUGCAUUAUUUUAUCAUGGCGUUGUAGAUGAGGAAACGGAUGAAGGCUGUUCUCAUGUCAACGUAGCUCUCUGGAUAACUUUAGGUUGUUUUCUAAUGUACUUUCUAUUCAAAAUGAAUUUGGCAAACAUUUCACAACUUCCUUUUAUACAACGAUUCUUAUACAAGUCUGUUCCAAAUUCAUAUGCUAUAAUGCAAAAGGGGAAUGAUAGGACCAAGAUGGAUCGUACUUUAUCCAGUUUAAGCAAUGGUCGCUAUGUAUUACCUUAUACAUUAUUCUUUAUUCCUUGCUUUGCUGAAUCAUCCGAAGCACUUCGUCAAACAUUUGAUUCAUUGGCUCGUACCAGCUAUCCUGAUACCCGAAAACUUUUAUUUUUUGUUUGUGAUGGCCUGGUCAAGAGUCGUUCAGACUCAAAAGAAACUUAUCUUUGUAUUUUAGAUGCUUUGGGUUAUAGUUCAACAAAGGAUCCUGAAUUACGAUCCUACAUUUCAUUAGGCCAAGGAUCGAGACGAAUAAAUUAUGCAAAAGUGUAUGCUGGCUUUUAUGAAUCAGGUCGUAAUCGAGUCCCGUUUUUAAUGGUUGUCAAAGUAGGUGCACCUAACGAAUCAUUAUCUACAACGAGGGUACCUGGUAAUCGAGGAAAGCGUGAUUCUUUGUUAAUCAUCCUUGGUUUCUUGGAACGUUGUAUGAAUCUUGCUCAUAACCGUAUUACACCGUUGGAAUUUGAGCUCUUUAAUCUAUGCUACAAUCUAUUGGGAAUUGAUCCUAGAGAAUUAAAAUACAUGCUUGUGACAGAUGCUGAUAUUCAGGUACAAGAUGAUGUUGUUCUUAGACUCGUAUCGAGAUUAGAGGCAGACCCUAAAAUAUUGGCUAUUAGUGGUCAUAUUCGUCCAGCAAAUCCAGAAGAAAAUAUUAUAACCAUGUUACAAAUAUUUCCAUUUUAUUUGACUUUUUAUUCAGGUAUGGCUUAUGAAGCCUGUUUAGGAACUGUAACAUCGCUAAAUGGCGGAUUCGCUAUGUACCGCCUUUGGUCAGAAUCUUCAUCAAACCAGCAUUCUCUUUACUACUAUACAGGCGAUCGGGGUAGUAUCAGUAAUGAAGAAAGUUAUCUUAAUAAUGGAAGUUAUGUUCCUAUUGCCGUCGACAUAAAAACGAAUGAUACAAAUAUUAAAUUGAAACGAUUAUACGAGCAACAAAAUCACCAACUAUUGCCACAAAAAUGGCCAAAAUUAAGCGAUGAAAUUGUUGUAGAGGAGGAUAGUGGUAACCAUCCAAAAUCAUACAGGUCAAACCAAAGGGGUCAACAUUUAAAUGAGGAUGAAGAUAGUAGUAGCAGCAGUGAUGAUAAUAUGACAAUAGCAACGGAGGGUAAUACGACAGUGUCAAACACAUACCCGAAUAAAUUUAGCUAUCGACGUCGUAUCCGUAAGAAAAAGAAAAAGCAAGAGACAUCCGCACCAUUUGCUCCAAAAUCAAAUAUUAUACCAUGCUGUAUUCAACCUACUGUCCUACGUGGUCUUGCUGCACUGCGACCUGAUACAAUGCACACUGAAAAUAUAUUAUUAUCGGGGGAGGAACAGUAUUUUGGUAUUAUCUUGUUACAAUCUAAUCCACGACAUCGACUUGCGUUUGAACCUGAGGCCAUCGCAUAUGCUACACUCCCUACCAACUUUUUUGCCCUACAGGCUUUGCAAAUUCGAAGUCUUCUUGCUGCAUUUCAUAUACAACUUGAAUUUCAACAUAUUGCUAAACAUUUAGGUAUCAUGUAUUGGAUUGUCUCCUUUACAAAGCUUGUAGAUAUGAUUUUUUCGAUGCCUAUCAUUGUUUAUUUAUAUUCAAUCUAUAUUCGAUAUUUUAGACGACAGGAAUUAGCCUAUGCUAUCAUUGCUGGAUCCUUUACUUGCUUAAUCACACUUUACAUCUUUUAUUUUAUAACUCGACGUCAAUUUAAAUAUGUGUUAUGGUUUGUCAUCUAUGGCCUCUUUUCCGUCCCUAUCUUUGGUGUGUAUUUCCCUCUUUUGGCUGCUUGGCGUUCAGAUUAUGCUAAUCGUUGGUAUGAUACCUGGCCAACACUAUUUGGAGGCUAUGGCAGUCGAUUGCAUGGUAUCAUGAUGGACGAAAAAAUGGAAAAUGAAUAUACUCUGAUAGAAGAAGAGGAGGCAGAUGAAAUGAUCGUUCGAAUGCGUCUUGCUGAUUUUGAAGUAUUAGAAGCUGAAAAAAUGGCACAAAGAGAGAAGGAGCAGGCAGAGAUGUUAGAUGCUAAAUUUAAUGGAUUUACAGGUUAUGUAAGUAAUAAUGCAAUUGCAGCAGCAUAUAGUCAUGGUAGUAAACCUUCAUGGUCUUCUUCUCGUUUUGAUAUACCCUUAAUACCUACCCCACCACCUCUUGCUCAAGUAAAAGAUGGUAAAAUCAAACAUUCACGAUUUGCCUCUGAAGAGGAUGCUCGUUUCUUAUCCAAUUAUAAUCCUACAGAACGUGAGUCCUCUAUUGUUAGUAUCUCUAGUAAUUCUCAUAAUCCAUUUUUGACUGCUUUGGAUAAUCCCUUUGAUGAUAUCUAUGGUGAUUAUAUACCAGAUGGUAGACAUGCUCAUUCACUUUCGAUUGCUGCUGCCUCAGCUAUACCUACUGCCGCAUCUUCUAACUUUAGUCGACACAAGCAAAGCAAUUCACAAUCUUCCUAUUUCAGUCGAUCUUCUCAUCAGGCUGAUUAUUAUUAUCAACCGCAAGAUAUGUUUGUUCCCUCCUCUGAAAAUGAUACUGCGGGAUUUAGUAUAUCAAAUAGAUUUGUAGCUACCCAUCAUCGUAUUCGAUCUCAUUCUACCUCUUCAACUACUGCCUAUCUACCUCCUCGUCGACUUCAUGAAGAGGAAGAUGUUCCCUUUACCGAUAAUCGUUCCAUUCAUUCCAUUGCUACUUCUCUUUCAAAUUCGGUCAUCAGUCUGGAACGUGAUGCACCUAUAUUAGAGAGCCAAACAGAUAAGUCUCAUAGUUAUAAUAGCCCUCAUCAUAUCCUUGGUGGUAGACAACGUCGUCCAUUAUUCCACCCUCUUUAUGAAGGUAGAAGCGCGCCUGUACAUUCUAAAAUUAUGUCAAAUCAAUAAUAACAAUUAAUAAUUUAUUAUAUCUCUCUCCCUCCACCAUUUUUUUUUUUCAUUUCCCCUAUACAUUUAUGUAACUCUUGUAAUACCAUAUUUCUUUUGUUUUUGC